Molecule: messenger RNA, 11754 nt
Organism: Chelonia mydas (Green sea turtle)
Lineage: Eukaryota; Metazoa; Chordata; Testudines; Cheloniidae
Gene: ACAP2
Product: ArfGAP with coiled-coil, ankyrin repeat and PH domains 2
Exons: 24
Coding region: 4621-7065 (814 amino acids)
Cellular component (GO): endosome membrane; cytoplasm
Molecular function (GO): protein binding; GTPase activator activity
Source: RefSeq, a predicted model, not a curated record
CAUUUUCCCGGGGCACAGGCACUUCCUUAAUUUUAUGCUGGGCCAGCGCCAUUUCCAAUUCACAGCGAUGCCCUUUGUCUCUCAUCAUCCCUGAGAGUGUGCACAAAGUGCAUAGCGCCAGUGGCCACUUACCUCUGGCAUUGGGGUGUUCAAAUUUAUCCAUACCUUGAUGACUGGCUGAUAAAGGGCUGGUCCCGGGAUCAGGUGCAGUGGCGGCAUCUCAAUCUGGUUUGUUCCACCUGCCGUGACCUGGGGCUGUUAAUAAAUGAGAGAGUCAAUCGUAUCCCCAGUGCAGUGCAUAGAAUUAAUUGGAGCAGUCCUCGACUCUACUCAGACCAGAGCCUUCCGCCCUGAGGCUUGGUUCCAAGCCAUGGCAGACCUCAUCUCGUGCAUGCAGGCCCACCCUCUCACCUCUGCUCACACAUGCGUGCUAUUGUUGGGACACUUGGCGGCCUGCACCUACAUGGUUCGGCACAUGUGGCUCUGCCUUAGGCCCCUGCAUGCAUAGCUGGCGUCAGUCUACAUCCCCAAGAGACACAGAAUGGGCUGGGUGAUCAGGGUUCCGGACCAUGUACUGUUGUCAUUCACCUGGUGGCAGAAUUCUCCAUCGGUAAUUGAAGGAGUCCCCUUUGUGGCUCCAUCCCGUCGGUGACCCCCGUCUCCGAUGCAUCGGACCUGAGGUGGGGAGUCCACCUAGGCAAUCUUAGCAUGCGAAGUCAUUGGUCCACUUGUGAUUGCUCCCUACAUGUCAACAUCAGAGAGCUCAGAGGUUUGCCUGGCCUGCCAAGCCUUUCUACCUCAUAAAGUAAGGUGGUCCAGGUCCUAACAGACAAUACAGCGACUAUGUUCUAUAUCAACAAGCAAGGCGGAGCUAGAUCGUCUGCCCUUUGUCAGGAAACCCUCAGGCUCUGGGACUCCUGUCUGUACCGUGACAUCCAUCUCGUAGCAGCUCACCUCUCCAGGGCCAAGAACCUUGGGGAAUGUUACGCCCACUCUUCUUAGAAUUCUGGGGUGCCUCCUCGCUGGCCCUGACACUGUCAGUUUUCUCUCUUGAGUUGCUGCCCAGGUGUGAUCCUGAUCUUUUUUUCACUUAUUCUUUCCCCUAGAACUUUAUUUCUGUUUGCAGAAUAUCCACCCUCCUUUUAUCAAUGAGGAAUUCAGGGAGCUACUGCUGCUAAUGUCCUUUUAAUAAUAAUUUACAGUUGCCAGCUCUUGAAAACUAAAUGACCACUUAAGAUAACUACUCUUUUUUGUGUGUCCUUGUUUCUCAUCUUGAGCACCAGGAGUAAUUUACUCCUACUGACUUCUGGUUACCUAUCAUAUUUUGUAUAUGCCAAUUAUUUUGAUUUCACUUUCUGAAUAUAUAUUUUUAUAAUUUUCUUUUUCUGACACAGGAAUCUUAACUUUCCUGGGACAACCAUUAUUUCUUUUAGUGUGUUAAGUGGUCUUUCCCAAGCAUCUUUCAUAGCCCAAGAUAGGGAGAUAAUGUUUGUUUCACCGUUUGCUUCCUCUCCAUGCACCCAUCUGAUUAUUUAUACAGCUUCUUCCUUUAUCUAUACUUAGUAUUCUCUCCUGUGUCUCUCCUUUUCUGCUUACUAGUUUAUAUUCAUCCCAGCAGAUCUAUCUACCCAGUCAGCCGAUUUGUUGUUGCACCUUUUUGUGUGCAUGUAAUCAUCACGCUUCUGUCUGCCCAUUUGCCUUUUUUUAUUGUUGCCAUUGGGGUGGUCUGUGUGUGUGUGUGUGUGUAGUGCUUCAGAUGAACACAAGUUCUUGCUCCAAGGACCUUACUAUAUAAACAACCCAAACUUAUGAAGGAUAACGUCAAGCCAUAUGGGGAGAGGAGAGGGACAUUACAUAAAACAAAACAAAGGGAAAAGAGGCACAAACUUGAAAACAGACUAUAUUUGCAGCUAUAUUCUUAGUACACUUGGUUCCUCAUGUACCUGGGCAUAGAUAUGUCCAAGAAAAUGAUCAUUUAGGGAGGUGCUGUUCUCUAGUUUACUUGUUAUAAUUCCUGACACCUAGUUUUCGUGACCUUUUGUCUACAGUUGUUUGUCACUGAUGAGAAUAUGGACCAAAACUGUUGUUUUCUCUUCAGUUUCAGCCUGAUUCUAGUCCACUUGUCCUAUGAUAUCUCCUACACUGCCAAAAAUCAUGAGACUUGGUCCUCACUCAGGCGAUCUGUUUCAGAACCUGGCUCAACCAUAGACUCUGUGUGUGUCCAUGAGCAAGUCACUUAGUCUCGGUUCCUCAGUUUGCCAUUUAUAAAAUUCAGUUAGUAAUAUUUCCCUACCUCACAGGGUUGUUUUGAGGACAAAUUAAUGUUUGUGAUAUAUAAUUUAGCUGAAGGGAUCCAUAUAAGCCCUGAGAUUGACACAUACAGAUGAUAAUGAGUGUGAUAGAUUAAUAUGCAGAAGAGUUGUGGAAUACAUUUAAUAUAUUCUUUUAAUGUACUUUUUUAACAACCAUUUUAAGCUGAGUAUUCUGAAUAUAGUAAGGACUUAUUGGUCAGGUGAUUCUGCAAGAAAAGUACAAGAGACAAGCUAAGUUAUCAAGUGUAUGAGAUCAUUGCAAUUUGGCAAAUUAAUUCUGAAAUUUUAUAGAAAACUAACAUAAUCCCUCAGAAAAAAUCCCAAUAUUUAGUAAGAUACUGCAAACAUUGUACAGCAUUUUUGAGUUGUUAGCAGUAUUAGCUCACUCUUGCCCUAAUUUUCAAAGAUGCCCACAGUUGUCUCAAGAUUUGAAACAUGAUAAAUGUAAGGAAAUGCUCAAAAAUUACUCAUCUACCUUCAGUAAUCCCAAAUUUUGGGAGCCAUCCCUCACAUACUUGAAACUUGGAUUUCUUGCUAGGAUCUACCAAAUAGGAAUGUGAGGGACAAGGGCUAAGUUACAGCUGGAAUACCCAGGGAAGAGAUGGUCUUCUAUAGUAGUUGACGACUACUAUAGGUUAAAUAUACAUUUAAAUUGCGUAAAUAAAUUUAGUCUAGAUAAAUAUAGUUUGGAGACAAAGAUUUUUUCAGUUGCUAGGUUUGCCAUUACUUUGUUUAGUAGUGAUGCCUUUAAAAAAGUUAGUAUGAAUACUCAAUUUGUACAGAAAUGUGUUAGAAUUUGAGGAAUCGCCUGCAUUUCAAGUUUGUAUUCGCAAUUUAAGAAUGCGUGUGGAGAAUCUUUGACUCUGUCCUUUCUUGUCUUGAGGUAAAUUUUCAGAUUGAUGUGACAUAGUAUUUAGUGCAGAGGAAUGGGAAGUAGGAUGAGGAAGCAGUUGGGGUCAUGCUGUUUUGCAGUGUAAAUUUAGCUCUGGACUUGUUGGUUUGGACACAUAAUCAAGGACAGGAUUUUGUCAAGUGACCUUAAAUGAUGGGCAUUUUGUCCACAGUAACACAUACACUGGCUCUGGAUUUGAAGCUACUAACUAAAAUGGUCAAUCCCUCUUACCUAGGCCACCUAAAACCCAAAUCUACUUGACCGUGUCCUGGUAGUUAGAGAGCUCUGUUAGCUUGUAUUGCUCAGAUUUCCUAAUCCCCUUAAAUGUUAAAGUGAGGAAGUAAGAACAGUGGGAAAAGGACAAAAGGGAGUUCACCACAAUACCAUUUACUUGUUAGCUGUCCCUCAUUAAAUGGAGCAUGGCAAUGAUGCUUUAUUUACUUUUGUUACUCUAGAGCCAGCCUUUGAAGUUGAAUGCAACUACACUGUAGUAAAUGAAAAAGUGAUUGCAGUAACUUCACCAUAAAAUUAGACAUUUGAAGAAAACUGGAAUUCACUAGAUAAUCUAUAGCUAAUUUUGCUUAUCCAUUUUAUGCUAUUGAACUGGUGUGGAUAUCCGUCUGAAGGAGACAGCUGCUAGUCCAAGUCAUGCAUCGGGGGUACAUGCAGGAAACUUGACUCUUCCCAGAUUUUGAAGAUGCGAUUUUACUAACAUUGUGUUUUUACAGUACAACUUGGCAUUGAUAAAACUUCAAACAAUGAAAACCUAUUGUCCCCGUCUCAGAAAUAGAAAACGUACAGGCUAGUGGCUAGGGGUAUCUCCGCAGAUAGCACUUAAUUUUGUACUCUUGUAUACUGGCCAGCUGCCAGUGAAAGUAUAGUCCUCUGAGCCUUUCACUUAAUUGAAAUAAAUCUGAAGAAAUUAUGGUAGCAUUUGGCUAGCUCAGCUUUCCUUGUGUACUGAGGUUCUAUCUCUUCUUUCUAAGGAAAUUAUCUCUGAAAUUUGAGAUGCGUUGUUCCUGUAAAAUUAUGACUCAACAUUAUAUGUUGAGUAUCACCUUGAGGCCUCAGACAGGUGGCACCCAUUGUGUUAAGCGCUGUACAAACAUGCAGUGACUGACAGCUCCCGCCUCCCAAACCUUGUAGUCUAAAACAAGACCUAACACCUGAGUGAGGCAAGGAGAUUGGAGUAACAAAUUGGCCAGCCUUCCUGCAUCAACUAGAGGGUGAGGUAACUAUCGUCAUUUUGUUCUUUCAAAAAAAAAAAAAAAAAAAAAAAAAAAAAACAAGCCAGACCUUAAGUUUUUUUUCCCAUCAUCUCCCCUACUACUCCUGCCCUCCAUCUGAGGCCAUUCAGGGAGAUUGAUUCUACCACACUGCACCACACUCGGUGGGGUGGCUGCAGAGGAGAGAGUGAUGUUCUUGAGUCUGCAUUACAGAGUGAACAUAAGAUUGGCCAGACUGGGUCAGACCAAAGGUCCAUCCAGCCCAGUGUCCUGUCUACCGACAGUGGCCAAUGCCAGGUGCACCAGAGGGAGUGAACAGAACAGGGCUGCUUUAGAGGAAGUGGAAGGAGAUGUGGCAGAAUUAGAACUGAAACUUGAAAAGCUAGUAAAGCUUUGCAUUGCGAUGAUCGAUACUGGUAAAGCUUUUUGUGCUGCCAACAAGCACUUCAUGAAUGGAAUUCGAGACCUUGCACAGUAUUCCAAUAAGGACGUAAUAGUUGAGACCAGCUUGACAAAGUUUUCUGACAGCCUACAGGAAAUGAUCAAUUAUCACACAACCCUAUUUGACCAAACCCAAAGAUCAAUUAAAACACAGCUUCAGAUGUUCGUUAAAGAAGAUAUUAGAAAAUUUAAAGAUGCAAAGAAGCAGUUUGAAAAAGUCAGUGAAGAAAAAGAAAAUGCACUAGCAAAAAAUGCUCAAGUUCAAAGAAAUAAACAACAUGAAGUAGAGGAGGCCACCAACAUUCUCACUGCAACACGAAAAUGCUUUCGGCACAUAGCUCUGGAUUAUGUUCUUCAGAUUAAUGUUCUUCAAUCUAAGAGGAGAUCAGAGAUCUUAAAGUCGAUGUUAUCCUUUAUGUAUGCUCAUCUGACCUUCUUUCAUCAAGGCUAUGAUCUAUUUAGCGAGCUUAGGCCAUACAUGAAUGAUCUUGGAGCACAGCUGGAUCGGUUGGGUGUAGAUGCUGCAAAGGAGAAGAGAGAUAUGGAGCAAAAGCACUCCACUAUUCAGCAAAAGGAUUUCUCCAGUGAUGAUACUAAGCUAGAAUACAAUGUAGAUGCAGCCAAUGGCAUUGUUAUGGAAGGGUAUCUCUUUAAGCGAGCCAGCAAUGCCUUCAAGACUUGGAACAGGAAAAAGCCAGAUCGCAUCAGACGCUGGUUUUCGAUACAGAAUAAUCAGCUUGUUUACCAGAAAAAAUUUAAGGAUAAUCCCACAGUAGUCGUUGAAGACUUGCGGCUUUGCACAGUUAAGCAUUGCGAAGACAUAGAAAGACGUUUCUGCUUCGAGGUGGUCUCUCCAACAAAAAGCUGCAUGCUCCAAGCUGAUUCUGAAAAGCUGCGGCAGGCAUGGAUUAAGGCUGUUCAGACCAGUAUAGCUACGGCAUAUAGAGAGAAGGGGGAUGAAUCCGAGAAACUAGAGAAGAAGUCGUCAUCCCCUUCUACAGGAAGCCUAGAAUCUGGCAGUGAGUCAAAAGAGAAGUUGUUAAAAGGAGAAAGUGCGCUACAGCGGGUUCAAUGUAUUGGUGGUAACAUCACCUGUUGUGAUUGUGGCCUGGCAGAUCCUCGUUGGGCCAGUAUCAACCUAGGAAUCACAUUGUGUAUUGAGUGUUCUGGGAUACACAGGAGUCUAGGAGUUCACUUUUCAAAAGUUAGAUCCUUAACACUAGAUACAUGGGAGCCUGAACUUCUAAAGCUGAUGUGUGAAUUGGGGAAUGAUGUCAUCAAUAGAAUAUAUGAAGCAAAAGUUGAAAGAAUGGGAGUUAAGAAGCCACAACCUGGAAGCCAAAGGCAGGAGAAAGAGGAUUAUAUCAGAGCAAAAUACGUGGAAAAAAAAUUUGUGGAGAGACAGCCUGCAUCAGUGUCUCCUGAGCAUGGAACAAAAGUUCUGCCUCAAAGUCAGGAGGAAAAGAGGCACAACAUCCCUGAAAAAUCCCCUUUGUCUGGUGAACAAGUCACAGCUUCUCCAACAGUAAGAAGCAGUGACAGUGGGACCCAGCACAGUGCCAAUGACCGCAGAGAACACCUCGCUUCUACCAUCUCCACAAACAGUUUGUAUGAGCCAGAAGGAGAAAAGCAAGAUUCUUGUUUGUUUCAUGAUUCAAAACAGCUUCAUCCAGGACUGCAGCUUUAUCGAGCUGCCUAUGAGAAGAACCUUCCUGAUAUGGCAGAGGCAUUAGCCCAUGGAGCUGAUGUAAACUGGGUCAAUACAGAAGAAAACAAAGCAACACCACUGAUUCAGGCAGUCCUAGGGGGCUCAUUGGUUACUUGUGAGUUUUUGCUGCAGAAUGGUGCCAAUGUCAACCAUAGGGAUGUGAAAGGAAGAGGACCACUACACCAUGGCACAGUCUUGGGGCACACUGGGCAAGUGUGUUUAUUCCUAAAACGAGGAGCAAAUCAGCAUGCCACUGAUGAAGAAGGGAAAGACCCUUUGAGUAUAGCUGUAGAAGCUGCAAAUGCAGAUAUCGUAACUCUGUUACGUUUGGCAAGAAUGAAUGAAGAAAUGAGGGAAUCAGAAGGACUUUAUGGACAGCCAGGAGAUGAAACUUACCAGGACAUUUUUCGUGAUUUUUCUCAAAUGGCAUCCAAUAAUCCAGAGAAGCUAAACCGUUUUCAGCAAUCAGACUCACAGAAGUCUUGAGUGUCUAAGAAGAAAAAGAACUAAACCUGGUUCUUUUCUAAUGCUUCUAGAGCAGCAGUCUUUAUUUUUUUAAACUGGUUUCAUUAUGUGUUUUUUGUGAUAUAUUUGGUAGUCUGGAUUGAGUGAGCACUCUAGUGUAGCCUUAGGCUGGGUGGGAGGUGUAAUUUGCUGCAUGUGAUUCAGGGUGAAUACUGCAGCAGCUGGAGAUGGAGCUGUUUUAGCAAGGGAUACUGCCUCGGAUUGGAGGGAGUUUUUUGUUUUGCCAUGUGGAGGCAGGAUUAGGUUGAGUCACGCUCCAGGCUGGCGGAAGCUGGGAGCGUUGCAGAACUCCUCCUCUGUCAGUGGUGUGGGAUGACCAGAUCCUCACUGCUCACGGGCAGUCGCUAGCAGCACAAUUUCCCCAGGCCUCCCGUUCUGCCUGGCUGUAACCCUACAGCUCCUAUCUCUUCAGGCGAGGACCAGCUUGCCUUUUCCCUCUCCAGUCUGUUUGGAUGGGAAAGCUGGUGAUCACCUGCCUGAACACCCCUUCUGUACAUCUGCCCCUGACACACACACACGAUCCUCCAUCUCCUCUGCCCGGUGUGCUACUAACACAGGAAAUGAUGACGACGUUGCAGGCUCUUCCACAGCUGACUCCUUCUAACCAGUGCAGGCCAUGAGGCCAGUGACUGCUGUCCUGUCACUGUACGUACGUAUUCUGGAGGACCACAUGUCAGAAAAGCAGCAACUUCCCUAUUUUACUAUAAGACUUGUUGUGAACAAAGUUGCUUGUUUGAUUGAUUCUCUGUGGAACUUUCCCUUUGGAGUAAAUUUGAUCCCCUGAUGCCAUCAAGUUUUGUUUUUAAUGCGUUAAACUGACUGACAUCAAAAUGCAUCUCAAAAGCUGGAAUUAGGGAGUAGAAAAUAAAUAGUGAGCCAAGCAGAACAUUAACAUAGGACAGGCAUACAAAUGAAAGGUUGCCUCUCCUGCCAAGCUGUUGUCAGGAUUGUUCCCAAUAAAGAAAUAUUAAAACACUCACAAGUUAUGCAGCCGUCCUACACUUGGGGCAAUCAGUCCUUUUUGCCAGAGCCUGCCAUAAUGUAAUCUGUGUACUGGCUCUCUGAAAUAGGGCAUGUAGUAGAAAACCUGGAAGUCUUACUGUAUGGCUGCUCUAAAAAGAGAAUAUAAUCAGAAGUGGUAUUCUGUUGGCAGCAACCAGAACCGUUCAGUGGGCUCCACCCUGUGUUCUGUUGAUGUGCGCAUGCACAUGAUGUAUAAAAGUAAAGAUUUAUCUGUGUAUUUAUAGUAGAUAGCAUAUAGAUAGAUAAUAUACAUCUGAGCCCCAAAAGCAUCACAGACUUUCUUAGUUAUUGGUCCUCCAUUUGCUGGCACUUCAAACAGUGUAAGAAGGAUUUCUAGGUAGGCCUUCCAAGCUACUGCAGAUUUCCUGUAAUCUUCGUCAACUAUUUAGAACAAUAUACUAUACUGCUGCUAAAAUUUACUUUGGAAAUAAGUGAGAUUUAAAAACAUUAGCUUGUUACAAUGCAGAUACAGAAGGGGCUUUCUAAAUUUAUGUAAAUGUGUGAUAAAAUUAAGCUUUUCCAGGCAUGUUACAUUUCAGAGAGUUUUUUAAAUAUUUAUCCUUGUGCAUUAAAUAGCUAAUCAAAAAUAAAAUAUAUGAAAAAUUUUUGAUACCAGAAUAAGAUCUUCAUGCUAUAGAAAGUGUCCAAUAGGUUAUUGUGGUAAAUGGGUGAAUUUUACAGUCUCAUCAUUGCUUUAUUUGUAGCCUAAUUACUUGAAGCAAAGUAAAUUGUGCCCAUUUUAACUGCAUUGAUUUUUGGACAGUAAUACAUUUGCGGUUACUGCUUACAAAUGAGUUUCAUAAGCUUUUUUAAUAGGAAUUGGUUCCUGGAGAAUGAUUGGGUGCUCUCUGAUCUGUCUCCUUAAAUAGCAUUCUAUCUUGAGUAAGUUAGAGCUUAGAGAGUAGAAGCUUCCACACGUAGAGUUGGGACGCUGUGUAAGAUACGCCCAUUAUAGAAUACUCAUUUCAGAUACACAGUUUUGUCUAGAUGCCUUGUCCUCUUACGUUACAAAUAAUGCUUGGUGUACAGUGAGAGUGACUGUAUAGAAAAGCUGCCUGAAGCUUCAGGGCACAAUCACUGUCUUUAUUCCGUAGUGCUGAAAGAUAUUGGAAGUCUCUCCUCUGAGAUGCCCCAUGCCAUAUCUCCACCUUUGUGACCACUGCAGCAUUUCCUUCCCAGUCACUCAGGGCUGCUGCUUAAACUUGCAAAAGGGUUCCCUAUAAAGCACAGCUCUUUCUCUGUAGCUGUGUGGAGCCCCUGCUGCGUUCCCAGCUCUCGCCAGUCAGGGGAGUGAGUGACCUAGCUUUUGAUACUGUGUUUAUGCUAAAUUGUAGAAUCUGCUUGGAUUGUUUGUCAGUGCGUGAUUGUAUCCGAGUGGUCUGACAGAAGACCUAGAGUUUGUAAAAACCUGAAGUCGUUUUGGCAGCCCAGGCUAGGUAGUGUAGUUCCUUGGCCUGGUCUGUGCGCUGAGAUGUGCAGUGUAAUGUGCAUUCACCAGAAGAGCAUUGUUGUGAUCACUGACACACUGACAAAAAUGGACAUGCCGUGAAGCUAUCUGGUGUGUAGCAAGAUCAAGUGUUCAGUUUGCAGGACGAAGUCUAGUUGACCCCCUGGCUUUAGAGACGGUGCUUGAUGGGCAAAUCUGUAACUCGUGUGUUGCUGUUUUGCUUAGUAGUAUUAGGAAAUUCCCACUCCUGCUAUGAGGUAAAUCUGAAUAUAACUUGAAUAGUGUGCAUGAAGUAAGACUCUGUUGGGCUUUAGUAUCUGCUGAGCCAUGUGCCAAGUACUGGGAAAGUUUAGUUCCAGUUCAUACUUUCACCUAUGUGUAGAAUACAACUGGCCUUAACUUGUGGAGAAGGCAGCAGUAUUUUCUUAACACAGUUUAAAAUAAAUUGAUCAUUUAUUUUAGGCUUUUAUUAUCUUUAUCCUACCCAGGGCCAGAUGUGCAGAAAGACUUUUGGAAUGAGUAAAUAUGGAAAAGCACAUAAUACAUUUUAGCAUACUUUUGGACAUGAUUUACGUAGGUUACCUGCUGGUUAAAAUUGUGGCUAUAAUGUUUCAUUACAAUCUGUACUUGUUUUUAAGGCUUCCUGUUUUCUGUUACUUUGGGUACAAUGCUUAUAUAUUCAGGUAUUUCUGUACUCUGCUGAAUUUUAUACUAUUUGACUUAUUGAAAUUGUUAUCCUUUUCCUUAAGUUUGAGUGAAUCCAGUAGGUGGUAGAAGGCUUGCUUUGCUUUCACUCAUGUUGCAGUUGGAACAUGCACAUCAGUUCAUUAAUACAGGGUAGAAUUUAGUUUCCUCACCUGCACAAUUGGGACCUAAUCUCAACCUCAUCGAAAUCAGCGGGAGCCUUCCCAUUGACUUCACUGGACUCAGAUUAUGCUCUUAAUGAUUUAUAAUGUUCAUGGUAUGUUGGAAGGUAAUUGUCUGUAUCUUUCACUUAUAGGGAUUCAUUUUCACUUGCUUUACAUGUAGACAGGGCUGACAUGUAAACAAACCCCCUCCAAGUGCUGUUGAUUUAUCAGUAAAUUCUCCAUAUAAAACGGAGUGUCUUUCUCUCAUUCUGAAUCAUGACUUGUACCCACAGCAUGUUGUUUGAUGUAUAGCAAUUAUAUGUAAGCACUGGUGCAAGGGAUACAUGAGAACUAGAAGAAGUGUAACAUUUGCUAUAAUGUUUUCAGUGUGUAGACAGCUGCUGGGAAGCAGGGAAAUCCUGUUUUUUAACAAACGUGCAUGUGAAGUAUGCAUUUUAAUAAUCUCUGAAUGGCACAGAGAACAUAAAAGGACCAUUUCAUGGAAUUCCAAAUGUACAAAUGCCUUGAGUCCAAGGCAUGAGUAUUUGUACAUCAGAAGGAUUAGAACUGAUGAUUAAGAUACUGAAAGCAUUUUAAAAGCCAAUUCUGAAAACAUCCACGAUCCAUCCGCUUACAGAUAGGUAAAGAAUGUUUUCCCCAGUUGAAUACAAUGCCAUGGUUGAUGCUCCUUUGCACAGAGUUCUGCCUGACACACACGUGUCUCGGUAUAGGUAUCUGUUUGUACAAAUGGGCACUUUUUUAAAACAGUCAGCCAACUAUGUACAGAUACGAUGGGGGGGAGGAGAUGAAUGUACUUUUUUAUUUGCAUUUUCCCCCUUCACCAUUCUUUCUUUACCUUUCUGCGUACUGUAUUUCUUCUCUCUUUUCCCAUGGAAGGAGAUGGUAAGGAAGGAAAAUUCCCACUUGAUUUUUAUCCUCAGGUCAGAAUUUUUCCCAUGUUAUGAUAAUAAUUACUGAGGAAUCAAACCAUGUUUCCUCAAACUGGAUGGUUAUUCUGUUUGGAGUGAUAAAUGACUUUCUGUACCUAUCGCUAAGUACAUCUUUACUAGACAGUGGUUUUGAACCAGUCCAGUAGUAAAUUGUUGUGAUUUUUUUUUUUUGGUUUUCCUAAAUGCAUAAUUGGAAAGAAUGUAUAACCAGUCCUACUUUGCAUUUAAUAAGUCUAUAGACUUUGUAUCAGAAACUUGAAUGUAGUUUUAUUGUAGUUUCAUUGUAAAUGAAGAAAAAUACAUUAUCUUAAUAGUUACUCUAUGUACAUUAUGUAAGAAUUGUAAAUACUAUACUUGAAUAAAGACUUUGUAUGCUGCAAAA